AUGCUCACUUUCAAGAUGCUUCUGGCCUUCUGUGCCAUGGCCGUCACCUCCGUCAUGGCGACCACUUCGACCACCACCACGAAGAGCGUUUCAUUCAUGAACCCUCACGCCUGCUUCCACGCCAAGAACAUGUGCAAGAUUGCCUUGACCCACCCGGACUGCUCGGAGAAGUACCAAUACUACAUGCUCUACUGCAUCAUCAAUUCGGUCGGUUGCGUGGAGGAAGUUCCUGGAAGCGAACUGAGCCGUUGCUUCACGUCCAAGGUCAUGCCCACGGCCAAGGUUACGGUCACGGCCACGGUUACGGCCACCGUGACGAUCACGGUCAAGGCCACAGUCAUGGCCACGACCACCGCCACCGCCACGGCGACGCCCAAGCCCAAGCCCGGAGCGCCUGAGCUCAAGCCCAAGCCCACGGCUGCUAUCGGAAUUGCCUCGGCGGCGGAUCCCAACUGCGACCGCGGCGGAGAGAUCUGCAAGCUUGCGGAUACCUUCCCUCUCUGCUCCCCCGAGUAA
Messenger RNA from Tricharina praecox, 516 nucleotides. RefSeq lists its product as uncharacterized. The transcript is spliced from 2 exons. Bases 1 to 516 code for a protein of 171 amino acids. NCBI's taxonomy places the organism in Eukaryota, Fungi, Ascomycota, Pezizomycetes, Pezizales, Pyronemataceae. The record is from RefSeq and is a predicted model, not a curated record.